Molecule: messenger RNA, 3147 nt
Organism: Gaeumannomyces tritici R3-111a-1
Lineage: Eukaryota; Fungi; Ascomycota; Sordariomycetes; Magnaporthales; Magnaporthaceae
Exons: 1
Coding region: 1-1950 (649 amino acids)
Biological process (GO): sphingosine biosynthetic process
Cellular component (GO): cytoplasm; intracellular membrane-bounded organelle; membrane
Source: RefSeq, a predicted model, not a curated record
AUGGAGCUUCGCGUGCCGAGGACUACGGCGUAUAUCCAAGACCACACCGUUCUCGGCCCCGACGACACCCUCGAGCCCGUUGGCGAUGGCAGCGAGUUUUGCUGGAGUCUGAAGCGCAGCAGCAGUGAUUACAAUGACGGCCAAGGCGGCACGGGGUGCUCUGGGACGUUCCGAGAGGACGACGUGGUCUUGAUCUGCCGCGAGUCCGAGCAGGAGCCGCCACCCGAGCCCGAGUCCGAGCUCGAUAAGGGCGAGCUGCCACCACUACCAUCCUCUGCCUUGCCAACCAAUAAACCGCCGGCCGCCGCCGGGUACGCCAUCUACCUGGUGCGGGAAAACCCCGACGGCGACGGCGGCGGCGACGAGCCGUACCACCUCUCGUGCGUGUCGGCGCCAGGCCUCCCGCAGCCACUGCUCGACCGCCACCUCCUAACCGCCGUCCCGGCCCAUCUCGUCGGCCGCGGCAGCAAGUCCGCCGCCGCCGCCGCCGCCACCGCCGCGCCGGACCUCCACGUCAUCGUGUCGACAAAGUCGGGCACGGGGCUCGCGCAGGCCGUCUAUGACACGGUGCUGGGGAAGCUGCUCGGCGCCGUGCUAGGCCUGCGCGCGGGCGAUGGCCUGACCCCGCCCGACUCGCCCGGCGGCGGCGGCGGCGGCGGCAGUGCGCGAUCGGAAUCAGCGGCGGCGGCAGCAGCAGGAGCAGCAGCAAUAAGAGUGGAGGAGGUGGAGGAGAGUGUGAGGCCGUCGUACAACCUGUUCGUCACGCAGUCGCCGCACAGCAUACGGCAGCUGGCCCGGGCGAGGUGGAGCGCCGAGGCGCUGCGACGGCGGCGGCACGAGGAGGUCCGAGGGGUAGCAACAACAGCAGCAGAUAAGGGGCAGCGGCGGCAGCAGCUCAUCGUGCUGCUCAGCGGCGACGGCGGCGUGGUCGACCUCCUCAACGGCGCGGGCGAGCCGGACGACGACGGCGACGACGAGACCGCUACCGCAGCGUCCUCCUCCUCGCUGCCGGCCAUCGCGCUCCUGCCCCUCGGCACGGGCAACGCGCUCUUCCACUCGCUGCACCGCCCCCUGUACGGCAACAGCAGCAGCGGCGGCGGCGGCGGCCCGUCGCACCUCGUGCGCGGCCUGCGCACGCUGUUCCGCGGCGCGCCCGCACCGCUGCCGACGUUCCGCGCGUCCUUUUCGCCUGGCUCCACGCUCGUGCCGCCCGCGUCGCCCGCUGCUGUUGCUGCUAGAGAAGGCGAGGAGCAAGAGCGGGAGCAGGGGGAGGAGGAGGAGGUUGGAGAGCCCGUCGACCAUCUCGUCGGCGCCAUCGUGGCCAGCUACGGCUUCCACGCGCAGCUGGUCUGGGAGAGCGACACGCCCGAGUACCGGCGGCACGGCGCGCGGCGGUUCGGCAUGGCGGCCGCGGAGCUGCUCAAGAUCGGGCACGCCUAUGAUGCCGAGGUGCGGCUGGGGCUGCCGGGGGCGGCGGCGGGCGGGAAGGAGGAGGAGAAGCAGGAGGUCGUGGUCCGCCCCCGCGGCGCUAACAACGGCGACAAGUUCACGUACGUGCUGGCGGCCAUGGCCUCGAGCCUCGAGCGCACCUUCACCAUCAGCCCGGCGUCGCGGCCGCUGGACGGGCGGCUGUGGCUGGUCAGCUUCGGGGCCGUGGGCGCCGGCAAGGCGAUGGAGAUUAUGCAGGCGGCUUAUAAUGACGGGGCCCACGUCGAUAUGGUGGAUGAUGAUGAUGAUGAUGGCGACGGCGACGGCGGCGGUGGGGGCAAGGUGGUCGGGUACGACGAGGCGGACGCGGUCACGGUCGUCACGCACGAGGAGCACGCGCGCUGGCGCAAGGUCUGCGUCGACGGCACCAUCGUCGAGCUGCCGCGUCACGGGGCCAUGACGGUCCGCAAGGUGGCGAGGCCGCGGUUCCGGGUGCUAGUCGAUGGCGGCGUGCUGGUCUAGGGGAUCGGGGACUUUGCUUUCGGGCCUUCCGAGUGGGACUUGUUGUUUUACUUGAGCCCGGUUCCUGCCUUUCGUUAUCACCAAAGUUCAUGUUUUCCUUUUUUUUUCAUGGCAGGUUUAUGCAUUUUUUGGUUUAUUCACAAUAACACUAGGUAAGCCAGCCCUUUCAGCAACCCUCAUUGUCCAACACCAACCGUUACCCGCACCGGAAGUUCUGCCCCGUCUGCCGGCACCACCAGUACUGCUGAAUAUCGCGGCACCGGUGCGUCGUGACCCACUGGCCGCUCGUGUUGCAGACUUGCUGUAGUCGGGGGAGGGCCAGGAGGCUGGCGUUAGGAACUUCCAGAACCACACGCAUGGCCCAUACAUCGGAACUCACAAUGUCGGCGCACAGCCACUCCUGGUCGCCGUUCGCAAGGUCCUGCCAGUUGCACCUGUCGCACCGGUACGUUCCGCUCGUGCACGCCAGCGCGGCGGCCGGGAGCAGGAGGCCGACGACGAGGGCGAAGAUCUUCAUGGUAUCAGGAAGUUGCGGCUUAGGCCGGCAGCGUGAGGGGGGGUUGCGAGGACUAGUAGGAGAGACACUGAAGCUCCCCUGGGCUUGGUGGCUGGAGAUCGGGUUCUUUUUUCCUUCUCGUUCGUCGUUCUGGCUGCCUUACUUUUAUAUGCACCAAUUUCUAGGAGAAAGCGAUGCGAUCCUGACAAUGGCACGCUACCCCGCGCAUCAGGUUUCCAAUAUUAACGGAUAAAUCCUUCCUCGGGUAGGCUAGCCCAUCGGUUGUCCGCUCCCACCGUUGGCGGGUGUUGAAAACGGACAAAUCCCCGGCCGCCGGGUCCGAGGUGUUGAAUUUAGUCCGAGCGCCCAUCACCACCACCUCGCCAACCGGCCUUCCGGCUCUCCUAGCCGCCCCCAGCGCCAGCCGCGCUUACCCAUCACCCAGAAGCUUCUUCACCCGCUUCUGCAUGACGUCCUCGAACUCCUGCACCCCGCCCUCCAGCAGGGUCAGCUUGCCCGCCCGCAGCCUGUACACACUCCUGCGGCGCGGGGCCCCUCCAGCCCCGCCCUCGUCACCGCUCUCGUCCUCGUCGUCCUCCUCCAGGUCCCCCCCCGUCCCCUCCAUCCUCGCCCGGCUCCAGGGCCGCGGCGCCCUGGACGACGCCGCGGACGAACCAGCGGUCGUGGCUGACGAGCACGAC